Messenger RNA from Myxozyma melibiosi, 1861 nucleotides. Its product is annotated as L-lysine 6-monooxygenase (NADPH-requiring)-domain-containing protein. NCBI's taxonomy places the organism in Eukaryota, Fungi, Ascomycota, Lipomycetes, Lipomycetales, Lipomycetaceae. Gene Ontology annotation, biological process: intracellular iron ion homeostasis. Bases 268 to 1812 code for a protein of 514 amino acids. The record is from RefSeq and is a predicted model, not a curated record. The transcript has a single exon.
CGACUGUAGCCAAUGCAUUUCAAUUUUGUUUUAAAUUUUUGAUGGCUCGAGUAUACUCUCUCGGCUUCAUCAUCCAGGUCAGUCAGUUCACACCACACCAUAAUAUACUUUGUUUACCCCUGAAAGCACAACCUCUCCGUCCUCGCGUGCUCCAGACCCAAUGCCAAAAAAUCUACAAAAUCUGCCCCCGUCCGCUUCGCAUUUCACUACUCCUCUAGCAUAUUCUACAGGUGGUGGAUCAAUCCAUAGGACCUAUACUACUGCACCAUGGCUUCUCACGACUCGUCCCUUUCCUCAACCUCGUCUUCUUCACUGACCUCGCCCGUCUCUUCUCCGACACUUUCUUCCAACCAGGAGCGUGACCUAUGCGACGGCUCACUCGAGCACCCCUACGACUUGAUAUGUAUCGGAUUUGGGCCUUCAGCUCUUGCUAUUGCUGUUGCACUCAUGGAUACUUCUCCUGAAGCGUUGUCGAAGGUUCUCUUCAUCGAAAAGCAACAGAGAUUUGGUUGGCAUGGUGGCAUGUUGAUUCCCGCCGCCCGCAUGCAAAUCAGUUUUAUCAAGGAUUUUGCGACUCAGCGUGAUCCCACUUCUCGCUUCACAUUUCUCAAUUUUCUGCACUCGAAAGACAGGUUGAUCGACUUCAUCAAUCAGUCUACUUUCUAUCCUUUGCGUGAAGAGUAUCAAGAGUACAUGAGCUGGUGUGCGGAUCACUUUUCAAAUCAAGUGGCUUACGGCGAAUACUCUCAGUCAGUGACCCCAGUCGACGGUCCUAACGGCGAUCAUGGAAAGUCAGAAGAGCCAAUCAAACUUCUGAGAGUCUCCAGUGCUGUCAACGAUCAGGGUGGUAAUAGGGAUCGGUAUGCCAGAAAUGUCAUAGUCUGCACUGGCGGUCAACCGAAGGUCCCUGGCUUCUUCCCCAAGAUCUCUCGUGGACCAAUCACUUCUACCGGAGGGCGUUCUGGUGCAUUGUCCGAAGAUUCUGACAAUAGUCUGAACUCUCUGAUGUUUCACUCUUCAAGUUUCAUGUACGUGAUGCCUCGUCUGGUAGCUCAUGCGAACAAGGGCCCUAUCAGGAUUGCCGUCAUAGGGGCUGGCCAGUCUGCGGCGGAAAUUGCAAUGCAUCUGAUCUCGAAUCUGCCUGAGUCUUCCGCGGUGGAUAUGAUCUUUUCUUCUCGAGCACUGCGGCCUGCGGACGACACCCCGUUUGUCAACGAGAUUUUCAAUCCAUCGGCGGUAGACGAGAUUUAUGCUCUGCCACAAUCCGUGAGAUCCAAGGUCAUUCAGGAGGACAAGGGAACAAACUACAGCGUUGUCCGUUCUGAGUUGAUUGACAGACUAUACGACGAGCUGUACGCGCAGAAGCUCCCAGGGCACUCUGCUAGGUUAGCUAUACUGAAUAGCCGAAGAGUUUCUGAUGCAUCUGUUCUCGACGGCAAACGAGUCCGUCUUGAGAUAGUCGACAAUCUAUUUGCGGACUUCAAACGUGAUCAGGAGCUUCAGACCGAGAUCAAGGAGUAUGAUUAUGUGAUUGCAGCAACGGGCUAUGAUAGAGUAUCGGAGAGUGGAGCCCUGCUUUCUAGCCUCAAACAAUAUGUCAAGCUGAUGGAUGAGAAUGAGCCGGCAGUCGAUCGAGGAUAUCGACUGAAACUUGAUAGAGAGAAAAUCGAGGCGAGCGUGUGGGUUCAAGGGUUGUGCGAACAAAGUCAUGGGCUGAGUGAUACGUUGCUCUCUAUUCUCGCUCUACGUGGAAAGGAAAUCGUUGAUCAGCUCUUCAAGUCGGACCUGGAGACCUCUUUCCGAAAACUAUAGAUUCUAGAGUUAUUUUUUAUAAUAUCACAUCAUCGUUACCAUACUAUAG